GGGAGUCUCGCUCUCGGACCCUCAACCUUCUUGUUGUUGUUGUUCUUCUUCUCCUUCUCCUCCUUCUUCUUCUUUUGCUUUUGCCCCAUUCUCUUCUUAGAAAUCCUACCCCGACUCCAACUCUGACUCCGACCCCAACUCUAAUUCUGAUUCCGACUUCAAUUUCAUUUCUAACUUCGAUGAUAUCUCCUCCAUCAUUGGCCCUUUAUCUGACCCUUGAUAUCUAGGGUUUUUUCAAGCAAUUCCCUUUGAUGUUGUCGAUGGCGGACCCUAACGAGGAUUCCAACGCCUUCCCCGACAUGGAUUUCGCCGAUUAUUCUGAUUGCCCCGACAAUCUCAAGAUCAGUCUCGACGCGUUCUUCGCCAUCCUCAAUGAGAAGCCCGAUUCAUCUCACACUCAAUCUCCUGGCACAGAAAGUGGUUUCCACCAAGGCAUGCUGACUCCUGGUCAGUUUGAGCCCAAAAAUGGCUUCCAAGUUCAAGAUGGUAUGCCAAAACCUACAGCUGUUACUGAGGGCUUUCGGGAGUUGGAAUCUUCUCAUUGGGGAGCAUUAGAUUGUAAGAAUGAAGUGGGAAUGGGGUGUUUUCCUGUGCCUCAAGGAAGUUGUGAUGACUCGGAUUUGUUUUUCUCCUUGUCAAGUGGCGGCAAGAUUCAAUUUUCCUUGCAACAUGAUGACUCUAAAAAUACUCAUUCUUUCCCCUCAAUCAAUUCAUCCCAAUGGUUUAGGUCCUCGUUAUCAGACGAUGCUUUGAUGGAUUCAGAUGGAGGACCUUCUGUCAACUUACCUUUUGACGACCAAAAGUUGCAGAACAGCAGAAUAAUAUGUAGUGCACUUUCUGAAAGUACAGGAACAGGUACUGUACAUUCACAAAAUGCAGUCAAUGGCUAUAAUUUUCAGUUAAGUUACCAACAAGGUAAAGAGGCUAAGAAGGUUGGUUUUGAUGCUUUGUCCCACAUAGAUGCCAAACACACAGAAUCUAAUGGGGAUGCAGUAUCAUCUCUUUCCCUGUUGGUGGAUGGUGAAACAGGUCAAGUGCUUGGUGUUGAAAACCAAGGUGGAAAUAUUAGUGCAUCGAGCUUGAUCUAUUCACCUAUGAACACUAGUGAGGCUGCAUAUGGCUUGUACGAUGAUAGAGAGAAUUGUCAGACAUUUCCUGAAGAUACUGUUACCUAUGCUGACAAUGGACAAAGAAGAACUUUAGCUGUUCAACAUCCGCAACAUUAUUUAUGGAGGAAGGAAACAAGGAUUUGCGCACAAGCUGAAACUGGGCAUCAACUGGUUUCAUCUCGAAAUCUAUGCCACAGCAGACAGACACACCAAGAUACACGACAGAACUCUCUAUCUGCUGAGCAUAAUAUUUGUCUGGAUGCAACAAUGAAGAGUGAAUCGAGUACAGAUUCUUCCCCAAUAGCCUCUUUUAGAAAGCUUACCUCCAAAAGCAUUAACAAGCCUGACGCAUUUACAUCAAAACAAUUGGUGCCCAGCAGUAAGCAGAGAUCUUUUGUGAAGGAAGAUAUAGAAAAGCUUUUGUUGGCUUCUUACAGAAAGCAGGAUGAUGUUUUUAAAGGUGGUAACUGUUCUGCACAGAAUCACUGCUUAAGAAGCAGUCUUGUUGUAGAUGAUGAAGAUGAUGCUGAUGCUGAUGAUGAUGACGUAUGCAUUCUUGAUGAUCUCAGAGGCCCUCCCCAUCAAUUUCCUCCUGUCCCAAUUACACCGCAUCCAAUAAUACAACGAUCUGGAUUUGGUGGCCCCUUUUAUACUGCAUCAGGACCAAGGCGGCUUAGAGCUGAUGAUGAGAGACUAACUUAUCAUAUUGCAUUACAGGAUUUAUCCCAGCCCAAGUCUGAAGCUAGUCCACCUGAUGGUGUUUUAGCUGUUCCCCUGUUGAGACACCAGCGCAUAGCUUUGUCAUGGAUGGUGCAAAAAGAAACCACCAGCCUACACUGCUCUGGAGGAAUUCUUGCAGAUGAUCAGGGUUUAGGAAAAACUGUGUCUACAAUAGCACUUAUCCUUACUCAAAGACCUUUCUUAACUAGAUCAUGUUCAGUAACAGAGAAAGAAGAUAGUUAUGAACCUCUAGACCUGGAUGUAGAUGAAAAGGAUGAUAUUUCUCAGCUUAGUGUAAUGAAGCAACCUCGAAAAUAUAAUUUCGAGAUACCAAAUGGGACAGUGAAGAAGGAUAAUCCUGUUACGGUGAUGGGUAGGCCUGCAGCUGGCACUUUGGUAGUUUGCCCUACCAGUGUUCUUCGGCAGUGGGCUGAGGAACUGCAAAACAAAGUUACGAGCAAAGCUAACCUAACUUUCCUGGUUUAUCAUGGAAGUAAUCGAACAAAGGAUCCAAACGAACUUGCAAAGUUUGAUGUUGUGCUAACAACAUAUGCUAUUGUAAGCAUGGAGGUACCCAAACAGCCGCAUGUUGAUAAAGAUGAUGAUGAGAAAGGGAAGACUGCCAAUGUCAUGGCCAGUGAAUCUCUUAACAACAAAAAAAGGAAGAAAAAUUCAAGGGACGGGAACACAAUGGAUAGUGCUUUGCUUGAUUCUGCUUCUCGUCCUCUUGCAAGGGUUCGAUGGUUUAGGGUUAUACUUGAUGAAGCUCAGAGCAUUAAAAAUCACAGGACUCAGGUUGCUAGGGCAUGUUGGGGUCUGCGUGCUAAAAGGAGGUGGUGCUUGUCUGGAACUCCUAUUCAGAAUGCAGUGGACGAUCUUUAUAGCUACUUCAGAUUUCUCAGAUAUGACCCAUACGCUGUUUACAAGUCAUUCUGUUCCAUGAUAAAGAUGCCAAUCACCAGAAAUCCAGCCAAUGGUUACAAAAAACUUCAAGCUGUUCUGAAGACAAUUAUGUUACGUCGCACAAAAGGUACACUUCUUGAUGGAAAGCCAAUAAUUUCUUUACCACCAAAAACAGUAACCCUUAAAAAGGUGGAUUUCUCAGAGGAGGAGCGUGCUUUUUAUUCUGCACUAGAAGCUGAGUCACAAGAACAAUUUAAGGAAUAUGCAGCUGCUGGGACUGUCAAGCAAAAUUAUGUCAACAUUCUGUUGAUGCUUCUGCGGCUUCGUCAGGCUUGUGAUCACCCUGUGCUGGUAAAAGGCCAUGAUUUUAGCUCUAGUGGAAAGACCUCUAUGGAGAUAGCAAAGGAGCUUCAUAGGGAUAAACAAGCAGAACUUCUUUGUUGCUUGGAAGCUUGUUUGGCGAUUUGUUCUAUCUGCAAUGACCCACCUGAGGAUGCUGUUGUUACCGUCUGUGGACAUGUUUUUUGCAAUCAAUGCAUUUCUGAGCAUCUCAAUGGCGAUGACAAUGUCUGUCCUUCAGCCAACUGCAAAGUUCAUCUCAGUCGUACAAAAGUAUUUUCUAGUGCGGCUUUAAAAAGUGCUCUGUCUGGGUUACCUGUCAGUAAUAUCUGUUCUAAUGAUUCUCAUCAUGAAGUUGUAAAUGCUCCUAAGCAAGUCGAGGAGUGUCUGUCUUCAGAUUCUUCAAAGAUUAAAGCAGCUCUUCAGAUUCUGCAGUCACUACCUAAAUGCCAAUCCUCCUCUUCAAAUAGUCCAGUGAUAUCUACAGGUGAACCUACUGGAUGCUUGAGAAAUGCAUAUACGGCAAUUCCAGAUGGAGGUUCUAUGGGCAUUGUUGAGAAGUACAUGGAAUCAGAUAACAACUUGACCUCUCAAGUGACAGAAAAAGCAAUUGUUUUCUCCCAGUGGACUAGAAUGUUGGAUUUGCUUGAAGUUCCAUUAAAAGAUUCCUGUAUACAAUACAGACGACUUGAUGGGACAAUGUCUGUUGCCGCUCGCGAGAAAGCUGUGAAAGAUUUUAACACUCGCCCAGAGGUGACUGUCAUGAUCAUGUCUUUGAAAGCUGCUAGUCUUGGGCUGAAUAUGGUAGCAGCCUGUCAUGUACUUAUUUUGGAUUUGUGGUGGAAUCCGACAACAGAAGACCAGGCAAUUGAUCGAGCACACCGGAUUGGCCAGACUCGCCCUGUUACAGUUUCUAGGUUGACUGUGAAAAACACAGUUGAGGAUCGUAUUUUGGAUCUGCAGGAAAAGAAGAGAGAAAUGGUUGCUUCCGCAUUUGGGGAAGAUGAAUCAGGAAGUCGGCAGACGCGCCUUACAGUGGAAGACUUGGAGUAUCUAUUUGCAGUUUAACCCACAUUUGCUCCUCUCUGAUAGAAUUUCGCUUAGUGACUGACAUAGUGGGCUACAGAGGUCCGGUACUUUCUCCUUGCUCCUGGAAAGCUUUUCCUCAGCAACGUCUCUGAAGCUUCUUGGGGUUUUCAAAAGCUGAUGUAGGUGUUUAGAUCAUACUUGAACAUUACGUUCAAAAGUUUUUUUUGAAGAAACUAGUCGUGCAUUAAAGAUGAAGCUGAUGGAGUUGAAAUGCAGAGUCGCUUAUAGUUGAAUUGAAUUCUAUAGGAAGGGUAACUGAUCUGAUGCACUUUGUGUGAAUAAUAGCUUUAGCAAUGAUGUGAGUUAUUUGUUUUUUUUUUUUCUUCUUUUUUUGGUUGAUAUUCAGGCCAAUAUAUCAUUAGCUUUUGCCCUCAUUUUCUACAUUUUACCGGGGUUGGAUAGAAAAAGUAGUGGUUACUUAUUUGUAUAUCCAGGCCUUAUAAAUGAAGUCAGGCGAUAAUUUAUAUAAAUGAUUUCGUGUCACA
Messenger RNA from Dioscorea cayenensis subsp. rotundata (Guinea yam), 4645 nucleotides. Its product is annotated as helicase-like transcription factor CHR28. Lineage: Eukaryota; Viridiplantae; Streptophyta; Magnoliopsida; Dioscoreales; Dioscoreaceae. Gene Ontology annotation, molecular function: ATP-dependent chromatin remodeler activity; metal ion binding; ATP binding. The coding region runs from base 252 to 4139 and encodes 1295 amino acids. The transcript is spliced from 12 exons. The record is from RefSeq and is a predicted model, not a curated record.